AUGCUACAAAAAGAGAGUGUGUCGCCGGCGGGGAGGAUAGUGAACGGUGCGCCGGCGUCCAUCAGCCAGUUCCCGUGGCAGGCGCAGCUGGUGAUCGACCAGAGCACCUUCUGCGGCGGGUCGCUCAUCGCCGCCGGCUGGGUGCUCACUGCCGCGCACUGCUCCUACGAGGGCUCUGUGUUCGUGGUGACGCUGGGCGCGACCUACCUCAACUCGCAGGAGCCCGGCUCGGUGACGACCUACGCGGCGGCCAAGGCGGUUCACGAGCAGUUCGACCCGAACACUCUGGCCAACGACAUCACCCUGCUGCAGCUCCAGCAGGCCGUCUCUCUGUCCAGUGUGAUCAGUCCUGUCGGACUGCCAUCCCAGUCCCAGUUCUCCUCCAGCCUCGAAGGCCAGGCUGUGGUCAUCAGUGGCUGGGGUAAAACGUCCGAUGACUCGGACAUCAGCCAGGUGCUGAACUACGUGCCUCAGACGGUGAUCAGCGCCAGCGAGUGUGUCGCCAUCUACGGCUCCAUGAUGAACUCCGGCAAGCUGUGCGUGACCGGCAGCAACCUGCAGAGCGCCUGUCACGGCGACAGCGGAGGCCCGCUGGUGCUGCAGAGCGGCAGCGUGCAAGUGGGCAUCGUGUCUUCGGGCCCACCCGGUGGCUGCCUGAGCGGCGACCCCACCCUGUACACCCGGGUGGCCGCCUUCCUGCCGUGGAUCGCCCGCUACGUGCGCCAGUGACGCGGCGCGCCA
This is a messenger RNA of Bacillus rossius redtenbacheri, 741 nucleotides long. RefSeq names its product brachyurin-like. The record is from RefSeq and is a predicted model, not a curated record. The coding region runs from base 1 to 729 and encodes 242 amino acids. Gene Ontology annotation, molecular function: serine-type endopeptidase activity. The transcript is spliced from 6 exons. NCBI's taxonomy places the organism in Eukaryota, Metazoa, Arthropoda, Insecta, Phasmatodea, Bacillidae. Gene Ontology annotation, biological process: proteolysis.